AUGUCAAAAAAUACGGUAUUAAACACGUACAAUUUCGUAAGUACAUCGAAUCGUCAGCUGUCGCUUGAUAGUAAUCAAUAUCAACUUGUUAUACGGCAACAGCCUAAACAAGCUCGAUUAUGUAGUUCGAAAGAACGAGAUCGAAGACCUGUUGAUCCACCUCCAAUUAUUCAACUAAAGGUAGAUGGUUAUGGUGACGAAGCUCAAAAUUUCCUCCAAAGUCCUUAUUAUUUUAUGUGUGCAAACCUUGUGCAUCCAACAGAUAACAGUGAAAGUUUUACCAUCUCUUCGCGUUAUCUUGCUGGUACCGUUGUUUCCUCCUUGCACAAAUUAAAAGACAUCGAUAAUAAUGAUGGUGGAUUUUUUGUGUUUGGUGAUAUAUCCGUACGUGCCGAGGGUCGUUAUCGUUUAAGGUUUAGUUUGUUCGAAAUCGUAAGGGAUGAGGUUGUUCAUAUACAAUCAACGAUAUCAGAUGUAUUUACAGUUUAUUCAUCCAAGACAUUUCCCGGAAUGUCAGAGUCAACAUUUUUAUCAAGAUCUUUUUCAGAUCAAGGUGUAAGGAUAAGAAUUCGUAAAGAACAUCGUAUUCAAAUGAAACGUCCGCAGUCCAAUAAUAGACAAUCUGAUACCGCUGAAGGUGAAGAUGAUAAUAUGAAUGAUGAUGGAAUUGGGGAAUUUUCUAUUAAAAGAAAGAGGAGCUUAAGUAAUCCAAUGCAAUUGCUGUCAAUUUCAACACCUACGCAUGCAAAUCCUUCAAUGGACAUGAUGGAUGCUGCUCCUUCCACGUAUUACCCACCUUACGCGUCAUCUCAUCCACGGUUUCCUUCUAGGCAAAGGGGUGGUGCAUUAUCAUAUCCUCCUCCGUUAGGUUACUCGCAAUCACAUAUACCGCCCCAGCGUCAGCGCUCAUAUUAUGAAGAUUCUGAACACGAAUCCCAUGAUGAACAUAAGUCUAUUCAAUCCUCAUCCGUUGACCUCAUGUUAUCGUCUCCAUCUUAUCAUGAUAACAAUGAUCAUGAACGAUCAGCAUUAAAUAAACGCCCAAGAUUAUCCAAUCCCGAAGUUAUGUCAUAUGAUUAUCGACAACCAUCGACGACGGCACCUUUGAACAAUAACCAAUUCACUAACCAUCAUCAUCAUACUACCGCUUCCCCUCCUCUUCCACCUCCAUCAUCGUAUCGUACAACGGAGAGAAGGACUACCCUACCUCCUCUAUUAGAACAUCAAUCUUCUUACGCUACCGCCUCUACUAACACUUCAACUUCUCAUUCAUUUACCCAUCAUUCUUCGCUUCCUCCUACUCGUCAUCAUUCUUUUGAUACAUUACCGCCUGCAAUUUCUUCUUCUACUGUUACUACAUCCUUGGAAUCUUUUCAUUAUCCUACAACAUCGAUGACAACGUCGAUAACGACGCAACAAACUCAACCUCCUGCAACUUCAUAUUUUCAUCGUCCACCACCAAAAACUCCAGUCAGAUCUCGUACAUUACCUUAUAUGGGACAUAGUUAUAUCAAUGGUAACAAUAGUAAUAAGGGUAACAAUGAUACACCUAGCUUUACUCAGCAAUUUACUUUAAGUCCUAGACCCGUACAUUUUCAAUUACCUUCUAAACCUAAUGACAACAACAAUGAUGGCAUAACAAAAACUAAUUCAUUGCCUGUAACUUCCCGUUCAAAUACUAAUACUACAUUUUUGAAUAAUGAAGGUCAACAACAAGAUAAUAUUACCACGCGACAAUAUUAUCAUUCCCAUUCCAUGGAUGAUAAUUUAAUGCAUAAUCGUAAUGCCGACGGUAAUUAUAAUAAUCCUAGCGAAAAUAAUGUUUGGAAUAAUAAUAUAUUGAACGAUAUAAAUGAUGGAAAUUACAGAUAUUAA
Messenger RNA from Funneliformis mosseae, 1875 nucleotides. NCBI's taxonomy places the organism in Eukaryota, Fungi, Glomeromycota, Glomeromycetes, Glomerales, Glomeraceae. The record is from the annotation of a GenBank genome assembly.